GAGUUUGUGACUGAGCCAGUUUGGAAGCUGAAGAGGAACAUGGACAGCCUUCUCUUUCCAAUCUUGCUAAUAUUUAUUAAAGAAGCUCAUGCGUUGACGCACAGCACUUCCACCAGUCUCCAACCACACAUGCCCAACGUGUGCUCAGAGAGGAAGGUGACGCUGGUUGCCCAGAGGCAGCCAUGUGUGCAGGCCUUCACACGCAUGGUUAAAGUGUGGAAACAAGGCUGUGGGGGCCAGUCGUGGUGCACGGGACACGAGAGGAGGACAGCAUAUUACACAGCAUACAGACAAGUGUACAAACAGGAUUAUCAGACUGAGUACAAGUGUUGCCCAGGAUGGUCCCACCUGACUGGAGAAGCAGGUUGUCUUCAUUUGAUGUGCAGCUAUGGAGUGUGCUUCAAUGGGGGCCGGUGUCGGGAAGGAUCGGCCCAGCUUUGUGAUUGUCCUGCAGGGUUUACCGGGUCCAGCUGCCAGUACGAUGUGAACGAAUGUGAGGAAACCAAUGGAGGUUGUGAGGCUCUCUGCUGUAACACCAUGGGGAGUUUUUACUGCAGGUGUCCAGAGGGGCAGAAACUGAAUGAGGACGGCAAAACAUGUCAAGAUAUUGAUGAAUGCCAGGUUCAUAAUGGAGGCUGCCAGCACAGAUGUAUUAACACCAGGGGAUCCUACUACUGCGAAUGCCUUCCCGGCUCUCGCCUUCACGUGGACGCACGCACCUGCCUUUCUCUUGAAGGCGCGAUCGAGGCCUUCUCCAGCGGAGGUACCAUUGAGCUGCCUCUUACUCGCCCCCAGCUCACUUUGCUGCAGGAUUACAGCCAAGCUCUGGAGCGUUAUGAUGACUACGAAGAUGACGAGGGUGAGCUGAGGGCUGAGAGCAGCCUGGCAGAGAAAUUCGUGUGUUUGAAUGACACGUUUGGCAGCGACUGCAGUCUGACCUGUGAUGACUGCACUAAUGGAGGAAUGUGCAACGUCUGGAGCAGCGGCUGUGAUUGCUCUGAAGGAUGGACGGGAAUCAUCUGCAACCAGACAUGUUCUGAAGGAUAUUUUGGUAAAAACUGCUCCUUCUCCUGUAAGUGUAAAAAUGGUGCCAGCUGUGAUCCAGUUAGUGGAAGCUGCCGCUGCCCUCCUGGUGUGCGUGGAGAUUUGUGCCAGGACGGCUGUCCUAAAGGCUUCUAUGGAAAACAAUGCAACAAAAAGUGUAAUUGUGCCCAAAAUGGCCGCUGCCACAGGACCUAUGGAGCCUGUCUGUGUGAUCCUGGACUUUACGGACGCUUCUGUCACCUUCCCUGUCCGAAGUGGACUUUUGGAGCUGGAUGCUCUCAGGAAUGUCAGUGUGACCAUAAAAACACAAAGGAAUGUCACCGUCGCCAUGGGACCUGCCUCUGUAAACCUGGUUACCAAGGAAACACCUGCAAGGAAGAGUGCGAACCAGGAACUUAUGGGUUCAGUUGUGACAAGAAGUGCUCCUGUCCACUGGGAGCGUCGUGUGAUCAUGUGACUGGAGAGUGCCAACAGAAAUGUCCUCCUGGUUAUCAUGGACUGAAAUGUGAACGAGAGUGUCCAGAGGGCAGGUUUGGAACAGGCUGCGUCCAUCCUUGUAACUGCACUGGAGCCUCGUGCGAUAAAGUGACAGGACAGUGUCGGUGUCCAGCUGGGAAAUUUGGACAGCAAUGUGAAAACUUGUGUCUGGAGGGUUUCUGGGGUCCCAGCUGCAAACACACCUGUCCGGUUUGCGAGAAUGGUGGCGAGUGUGAUAAGCACAACGGGUCAUGUCGCUGCCCACCAGGAUUCAUGGGAAGACUCUGUCAAAACUCAUGCCCGAGCGGACGUUUUGGUCAAAGAUGCCAAAUGAAAUGUGUCUGUGAGAACAAUGCUCGCUGUGACCCAGUGAGUGGGAGGUGUAACUGCACUUCUGGCUGGACUGGACACAACUGCAGGAAAGCCUGCGAUGCAGGACUCUGGGGAGCUGACUGUGCAGAAACCUGCGACUGCAGAAAUGGAGAUGGCAGCUGCAAUGCUGUGACGGGCCAGUGCAACUGUGAGGCUGGUUUUACUGGAACACACUGCCAUGAGAAGUGCCCAGCGGGUAUGUUUGGUCUUGGUUGUCGCCAUCAGUGUCAGUGUGAAAACGAAGCGCUGUGCGACCAUGUGAGUGGAGCUUGUACGUGUCAGGUGGGAUGGACGGGCACCUUCUGUGAAAAACGGUGUCCUCAGGGUUUCUAUGGUCUGGACUGUCAGGAGAAGUGCUUGUGUCUGAACGGCGGCAGCUGCGAUCACAUCAGCGGUGCUUGUUCCUGUCCAGCAGGCUGGAUCGGCCCACUCUGCAACCUGACAUGCCCAGCUAGUUUCUAUGGGAAGGGAUGUAACCAAACCUGUAGCUGUAGAAACGGCGGCAUCUGCCACCCGGCCAGCGGGCAGUGUGCAUGCACGCCGGGCUGGACCGGACCCACCUGCACAGAGCAAUGCCCUGCUGGAUUUUAUGGAGCGGGCUGUCAGCAGCGCUGCUUGUGCCAGAACGGAGCCACCUGUAACAAAACUAACGGAAAAUGUGCAUGUGUCAAAGGAUGGAUGGGCACGGCCUGUGAACUUGAGUGUGCAGUGGGUCAUUUUGGGGUGGACUGCCAGCAGCAGUGUGAAUGUGAAAACGGUCAGUGUGACCGACAGACAGGACGCUGCAGCUGCAGUGCCGGCUGGAUUGGAGAGCGCUGUGAAAAAGCGUGCGAAGCAGGACUGUUUGGUGUCGGCUGUAUGGAGCGGUGUCAGUGCGUGCACGGCGUUUCCUGUCAUCAUGUGACUGGAGAGUGCCAGUGUCUGACAGGGUGGAGGGGGAAACUCUGUGACAAAGUGUGUUUACCGGGUACAUUCGGAGAGCGUUGCAUGCAGCGCUGCAGCUGUGCACAGGGUACGUCCUGCCACCACACUUCAGGAGAGUGUGGCUGCCCUCCUGGAGUUACUGGUAUCGGCUGUGAGCAGGCUUGUAUCCCAGGAACAUUCGGGAGAAACUGUAACCAGGUCUGCCAGUGUUCAGAGACGAACCAGCUCUGCCACCCGGUGUCUGGAUCAUGUUACUGCGCACCAGGUUUCCACGGCCACAGAUGUGACCAAGUCUGUGAGGAAGGUCGAUAUGGUCCCAACUGUGAACGACAGUGUCAGUGUGAAAAUGGAGGGAGGUGUGUUCCCUCGACUGGAGCCUGUGAAUGUCCAGCGGGAUUUAUUGGGCCUCGCUGCAACACCUCAUGUCCAGCCGGGCGAUACGGGAUCAACUGCACCCAGGUGGUUCUGUGUGGAGAUGGAGCCCAAAACGACCCGAUCACAGGUCGAUGUGUGUGCGUCCCAGGACGCAGAGGAGGUGACUGUGGACGAGGCUGCCCCUCAGGCUGGUUUGGGUCAGAUUGCAACCAACGUUGUAAUUGCAGUAACGGAGGACUGUGCGACUCUGGCAGCGGUAAUUGCACCUGUGGUCUGGGCUGGACUGGUGAACACUGCAACACAGAGUGUCCCGUGGGCUGGUUUGGUGCCAACUGUCAGCUGAGGUGUAGCUGUUGGAAUAAUGGCUCCUGUGACAGAGUGAUGGGGACCUGUCAGUGCGGUCCGGGCUACUAUGGACAUCUGUGUGAACACGCCUGUCCUCCUGGUUUCCACGGCCCGCUGUGUCAGCUGCAGUGCGACUGUAAGAACGGCGCCUCCUGUCACCCUGCGUCGGGUCAGUGCAUCUGUCCUCCUGGAUAUCAUGGGACCCAAUGCCACAGAGUGUGUGAGCAGGGAAGGUAUGGCGAGGCCUGCUCCAAGGUGUGUGACUGCGACGACGGCGCUCCGUGCGACUCUGUGACUGGGACGUGCCUCUGCCCCUCAGGGAAGACUGGACCCAAAUGUGACAUCGACUGCAGAGCUGAUCGUUACGGUCCGGACUGCGUGGAGGCCUGCGAAUGUGAGAAUGGGGCGCAGUGCGACCAUCGCAGCGGCUGCUGUCUCUGCCCUCACAGCUGGAUCGGAGCCUCCUGUCAGGAAGGGGGACCUCCAUUCUACACCCACGGGAGCAACAGAGGGGACUCGCGAUUCAUUAAAACAGCUCCAUCUAGAUGGCAAAGUAAAACCGGCACAGACGAGCGAGUUUUUACUGAACAGACUGAAGUGAACGAAGGCGUAUGA
Nematolebias whitei (Rio pearlfish) is the source of this 4152-nucleotide messenger RNA. RefSeq names its product multiple EGF-like-domains 6b (gene megf6b). The coding region runs from base 40 to 4152 and encodes 1370 amino acids. NCBI's taxonomy places the organism in Eukaryota, Metazoa, Chordata, Actinopteri, Cyprinodontiformes, Rivulidae. The record is from RefSeq and is a predicted model, not a curated record. Gene Ontology annotation, molecular function: calcium ion binding; scavenger receptor activity; protein binding. The transcript has 32 exons.